CUCUUCGUUCGAUGAUCGGAGACGGAAAUCAAGGAAGAGAAAAAGGUCAGGAACGAAGGGUAUUAGGUCGAGACAAGACGGAUGCAGUCCGUUGCGACGUCUUACUAUCGAAAUAAUUGCAUAUCCCUCCCCAAAGUGUUCUCGGAAGGGGAGCUGUUCUAUGAACAUCAUCAUAUGUUUUUAUGCGCGAUUCCUCGUUGAAGCAUCGUUGGAUUAACAACAGCAUAUUCACCUUUGCAAUAACAAUGGCGACUUUCCAUAAGAAGCACCUUUGUUCAUCGAAUGUAACUAUAAGCGCUGUGUUUUUCGAUUUGGACAAUACACUCAUCGAGACUAGGAAGGGCGACAGUCAAACGUGUCGAAAGAGUGCGCGAAAUGAAUCUUUGAUCCAGUAUUAGAAAUAUAUGAAAGGUCACAUUUGUGUCAGUCAUUCAUUUGCUUCGUCUAUAUUUUUGUUAUUAUUUUUUGUAUAUUUUCAAGAAGUUUUCUGAUGAUUAUGUUCAUAUCUACCCUCUUUCACUUCCGUUCGGAUAUGAAGAUCGCACGAAAAUAGAAGCCUCUGUGUAACACGAGCCGACUCCCUGAUAUAGAGCUUUCUCUCGGACGGUUAUUUUCGACCGAUCCUACUGGUACUGUCCAGACGCUCGACAUAACGUAGAAAAAGCUUGCGAGCACGUUACUGAAAGUUUUCACGAUCUUGAGAUACCAGCUCGAGCGUACUGUGUGCAUCUACUCUUGAAAAACUCGCGUACAGUGCGCUACUUUAGAAAAAGGUUAUGCUUGAAACGUAUUAGAAAAAACGUACGAGUGUGAAGUAAUUUUCUGAUGAAAUUUUGCAAACAAAUCGACAUAAAGAAUUUUUAGACUCGUUUCCCUUUAAGUUUAAGAAGAAGCAGUAUAAUUCACUGGUGGUUUAUCUAUUAUACUUUUGUAAUAUAUGUGAGGUAUUAUAAAACGUCAUUAACCUUAUACUGGCAAUAAUCCAUUGGGUGGUAAUGUACUCAUGUUUGUGGAAUAACGUUUGUGGUGGUACAACUUUAUUUUUAUCCUGCUAAGUGAGUGUGUCAAAGGGCAAGGCUAGUUUCAAGGGGUUCGUUCUGGGAGUACUGCCAGUUGGCUUUUGGCUGUGCCAUGUGAAAGAUGCAAUCCUUGGUGAAACCUUGUUGAACUCUUCAGAAAUAAUUAUUUGUCUAAUCGAGAACCUGUGAGCCUUGUCAAAAGUAUCGUUGUUAUAAAAGAAAACCAAGUUAUCAAUACAUUCGACGAACCGAUAACAGAAGUAUCUGAUUACAGUAAUUCUGAUAAAUAAACCACAAAAAUGAGUAUCCCAGAAAGUGUGAAGAAGUGCGUAGCUAUUUUAAAAACUGUUGAAAAUGAUUCAGAAAAAUUUGCUGCUCUUUUUAUGGUCACAAAAUUGGUGGACAGCAAGGAUUGUACACCUGCAAUUAAAAAGAUAUUAUUUGAAGCUAUUGGGUCCAAGUUUAUAAAAAAAUUAUUAUCUACUCAAACAGUUCCUGUAGAUUGUCCUCCGCAAGUGUAUAAAUCUGUAGCAUUAUCUAUACUUUCUGCAUUUUGUGGAGAACCAGAAUUAGCUUCUCAUCCAGAUAUGAUUGCUCACGUACCUGCAUUGCUUGAAAUUGUUUCCCAAGUUGAUGAAGAUGCAGCUGAUGACAUGUUAAUUAUUGUCAGUGAGGCAUAUGCAUGUUUGCAAAGUAUUGCACAAUAUCCUCCAGGACAGAAAACUUUGCUUGAACAGAAAGCAAUAUCAAAAAUGUGUGAUAUUUACUCAGAAAAGAGCUUUCAAACAGAUCAGGCAUUAAAUAUUUUAGUUAUGUUAGUUGGAAGAUUCGGCCCAGAAGCUUGGGAUGCAAAUGAUAAUGCACCUUUCCAUGCUAUUAUAAAUAAAAUUGCUUUAGACUUCGAAACAGAUCAUACUGAAAGAAAAUUUGAAUUAUGCACAAUUUUACAAGCUUUAUUGAUGUCUUGUAGAAGAGAUGUUGUUAAUGAAACUGCUAAAGAUGAAUCUUGGCCAUUUAGCAUUCAUAAGGGCUUGUCAGAUAUUCUUGGGUCAAAAAUUGGUAAAAAUCAACGUGAUCCAGCAUUGAAACUUGCUUCUGUGAUGAUGGAUUUAUUGGGAGCUGAGUGGACAUUGUUAGAUAAAGAAAAACCAAAAGUAUUCUUUUUACUCUUAAUUCAAUUGGCAUCUAUCGAAGUUAGAAUGCAAUUAGAAGGAAAACAAAUUAAAUCUGUCAUGGCAAAUGUUGAUUUAAUUACAUCUUGCUUUGUUAUUCUUGAAAUUUCUCUUACUUACAUUACUACUGACCAGUUAGACCUAGAAGAGAAAGAAAAACAGUCUCUGUAUACAGCAUUGAAAGGAGCAUUUGCUGCAAUUAUAGGUUUACUCACAGCAGUCUCUAAAAUGAAAGAGUUGACAGAUAUUAAAGAACGAGUAUUUAUUUGUGCUGUGGUAAGGGUAUUGGCAGCCUGGCUAGCCCAGGAAACUAAAGCUAUGCGUCCACAGAUUUAUGCAGUUUUGCCUUAUGUUUUGACAGUAGCUAAUGAUACGUUUUAUGCUUAUCGCAAUAGAAAAUUAGCAGAGAAAGCUAAAACAAAUGCUAAAGCAAAAAGUGAUGAAGGAACAUCAUCAGAAGAACCAGUCAUACAUGAUCCUUUAAGCGAAAUUGAUGUUUUAAGAUUGUUAUUACCAGCUUUGUGUUACUUAGCUGUUGAAGAAGAUGCUAGAAAAAUUUUACUUCGACAUAAACAGGAAGAAGUUUUAUUCGAGUGUUUAUCCUAUCAUUGGACAAUUGUUCAUUAUAAAAAACCACCGGUUCCAAGAUCAGAAAGAUUGAAGGCAUUAAAAGAAGCAGAAAAGGGAGAAGAUUUAGAACUUUACGCAUCAGAAGCAAUGAAAGAUUCAAGAACAGCUAUGGUUUCUGCAUGCAAUGUUUUGAUGAACAUUACUGUAUUAGAACCAAAGCUAGUGGAAGAGUCAGCAACAUUUGUUUCUUUAUUGAAAUUUAUGUUCAAUAAUCUUCCAGAACUGAAACAAAUUCCAGAAAAUUUAGUUCUGCAUGGACAUUUAGCAGUUUUGGGAUUGUUGUUGUUGAAACAACAGGCAAAACGUAUUAAAAAGAAUGAUUUCUCUAUAUGUCGGUAUAUUCAAGCUACAAUAAGGUUCCUCUGGGAUGCAUACAUAAUUGAUGAAAGUAACGAUCCAACUGAACUCGUUGUUUCUAUUCUAUACAAAGAAAGAUGGAUGGAAAUCAUGGAACUAUGGUUUCUUGGAAUGCAAACAAUGGCUGGAGUUUUACAAGUAGUUCCAUGGCUAUCACAGUUUGCUCUUGAGUCAGGCUGGGCUGAAGAAAUUAUUGAAACUCUUAAGAAAGUAAAAUCAGGAAGCCUUCAACCAAAUGUGAAAUCUGCUUUUGAAGAUCUUUUAUGUCAUUUAGUUAAAGCAGAUCAAAAUGUUGCUUCUGUUCUGAAGAAAUGUGGAGCUUUAACUGUUUGCAGAAAUCAUCGUAUGAUGGAACUUGGAAAACAUCUUUUUGGAGAUUAAAAUAGUGUGAAGACAGAAGUACAAUUUGUGUUUCAAUUAAAAAUAUCAAUUUUAAUUAUAUGCUUUAUAUACUACCAAAUAUUUUCUAGAAUGCAGGUUUAUUUAUAGGUUUAUUUCUUAAUAAUUUUGUUUUGCAAAAUUAUAUACAUUAUUCUAAUAAUACCUUCUGCCCACAAUUUCUUAAAAUUGUAAGCAGUCAGAAUUCAAAUGUAAAUUUAGGUGGCAAUCAUAUCUAGAAAUAGUUUUCUGGCAAGCAAUGGAGUUAAUGAAUAUGUAUACAAAUUAAAUAGUUAUAGCGCUUAAAUAUUGGAAUAUGUUUCACUUCUAUAUAUUUUUACGUUUCAUAUGAAAGUAUAAAAUGAUAGGCUACUAAAAUUUUUUACAAGCUAGAUAUGUAUUUACAAUUGAUGUAGUUUCAAAAUGUAUAUACAAAGGAAAAAUGUUUAUGUAUAAUCAGUGGUUUUGUAAAGCAACAAGUGAUCUUCUCAUUAAAUUGACUUGUUUUUUAAACUAA
This is a messenger RNA of Nomia melanderi (Alkali bee), 4073 nucleotides long. It is a transcript of the gene Neurochondrin, whose product is annotated as neurochondrin. Gene Ontology annotation, biological process: regulation of neuronal synaptic plasticity; neuron projection development. The record is from RefSeq and is a predicted model, not a curated record. Gene Ontology annotation, cellular component: dendrite. NCBI's taxonomy places the organism in Eukaryota, Metazoa, Arthropoda, Insecta, Hymenoptera, Halictidae.